Molecule: messenger RNA, 1184 nt
Organism: Jatropha curcas
Lineage: Eukaryota; Viridiplantae; Streptophyta; Magnoliopsida; Malpighiales; Euphorbiaceae
Source: RefSeq, a predicted model, not a curated record
UUCCUCCUCUACCAGCAAAUCCUACCUUGGCACAAAUCAAGUACGAUUCCUCCUCUACCAGCAAAUCCUACCUUGGCACAAAUCAAGUUUAAUAGUGAUGAAAAAGCAAAGAAAUCCAAGGCCAAGUCACUUAUUCAGAAUUCUGUGGCAGAUAGUGUGUUCUAUAGAAUCAUGGCUUGUAAGACAGCAAAAGAGGCUUGGAAUAGAUUGAAAGAAGAAUAUCAAGGCAGUGACAGAACACGCCAAAUGCAAGUGUUGAACUUGAAAAGAGAAUUUGAGUCUCUGCAUAUGGAAGAGGAUGAAACAAUUAGUAAAUAUACUAAUCGAAUCUCCUUAAUUGUCAAUAACAUUAGACUACUUAGUGAAGAUUUUGCAGACACAAGAAUUGUGGAGAAAGUUCUUGUUACUCUUCCUGAGAGGUUUGAAUCCAAAAUUUCCUCUCUUGAAGAGUCCAAGGACCUGAGUACAAUCUCAUUGGGUGAGCUAAUGAGUGCUUUUCAAGCACAAGAACAAAGGAGGACUAUGGAACAAGAAAGGUUCACUGAAGGAGCCUUUUCUGUCCAGAAGCAAUAUUCUGGUAACGGAAAGCAACAAUUUAACCAAAGAAAUAAGAACAAGUUUAACGAGGGGAAUGGUAAGCAAAAACCAUUUCCUGUCUGCAAACACCGUAAAAAAACAACACAUCUCGAAAAAUACUGUUGGUGGAGGGCUGAUGCUGUAUGUGGUACUUGUAAACAAAUGGGGCACAUAUCCAAGGUCUGCAAAUUUAAAAAACCCUCUAAAUCUUCACAAGCACAACUGGCAGAAAUUGAUGAUGCAUAAGAGGAGCAGCUUUUUGUCGUUUCUUGUUUUUCAACAAAUGACUCUUCUGACUCUUGAUAGUGCUUGUACACAUCACCUGUGUAAUGAUGCUGGGAUGUUCAAAUUCCUUGAUGACACUUAUAAAACCAGAGUAAAAGUGGGAAAUGGAGAGCUUGUACAAGCCAAAGGCAGAGGUAUAGUGGUUGUUUCAACUUUUUCAAUAUCAUAGAGCUUAUAACAUUAAAUGUACAUGAUUGCUUGUAAUUUUUGUAUUAAUUUUCUUUUGUCAGUCUUACAGCUGUAAUUCUUUUCAAGGGAUUUCCACCUUAGAAAAAGAAAAAAGCUUUUGAGGUAAAAGAUCUGUAAAAAAAAAAAAAAAAAAA